CUUCACAUUUCACACUUACCAGUCUGAGAGAGAAUCGAAAUCUCCUUCUCCACGAAGCAAACCAUCCCUUCCAAAUCCUCGCCGGAAUCUGAGAUCCGAUGGCUCUAGAGUGGGUGGUGCUAGGCUACGCCGCGGGCGCAGAGGCCGUGAUGGUCCUCCUCCUCACGCUCCCCGGCCUCGACGGCCUCCGCAAGGGCCUCGUGGCCGUCACGCGCAACCUCCUCAAGCCCUUCCUCUCGGUGGUGCCCUUCUGCCUCUUCCUCCUCAUGGACAUCUACUGGAAGUACGAGAAUAUGCCGAACUGCGACGGCGACUCCUGCACGCCGUCCGAGCACCUCCGCCACCAGAAGUCCAUCAUGAAGAGCCAGCGCAACGCGCUUCUCAUCGCCGCGGCGCUCAUCUUCUACUGGCUGCUCUACACCGUCACUCACCUCGUCGUCCGGAUCGAGCAGCUGAACCAGAGCGUGGAGCGAUUGAAGAAGAAUAAGGACUGAGUCGAAUCGGUUUGUGUGGUUUUCUGAUCUUGAAAUGUCGAUCUUGUUAAAAUGUGAAUCGUUUAAGAGAUAAUUUGUGUUUGUGUUGCGGAGAUAAUUGCGUUUAUUCUAGUUCAUAUUGAUCAGAUUUCGGAAUCCUAGUUAUGCUAUACUAUAGUGUUGUGGAAUUAGGGUUUCGUUCUUAAAUUCUGAAAAUCAAGGACUAAUUGUCAUUCUGUGACUAUGAAUGUGUGGUGUAGAACAUCGAAUUUUCAUGCUUGUUAUUAUUUGAUAUAUUGCUCUUA
Molecule: messenger RNA, 778 nt
Organism: Rosa rugosa (rugosa rose)
Lineage: Eukaryota; Viridiplantae; Streptophyta; Magnoliopsida; Rosales; Rosaceae
Exons: 1
Coding region: 99-494 (131 amino acids)
Biological process (GO): intracellular protein transport; endoplasmic reticulum to Golgi vesicle-mediated transport
Cellular component (GO): endoplasmic reticulum; endoplasmic reticulum membrane
Source: RefSeq, a predicted model, not a curated record